UGAAGGCGGCGGCUAGGCGUUGCUUGGCGACGGCGGGGCCGCGUCACCGGGCGCCAGGGACCGCUGGGCGUUCCUGGCCCUCGGAGCCUAGCGGGGACGCGGCGCUGCUCCCGACCGCGUCCUCUCGGUCCACACUCGCCUGUCCCCACCAGCACCGGCCUCGGAGCCCGCCGCACCCGCCGCGCCCCCCGAGCCCGCGGCGCCGGCGGGACCAUGCUGGAGUCGAUCCGCGUGACGGAGAAGCUUCACUGGCCUGAGCAAGAACUUGCUAAGAAGUCUGUUCUAAGUGCUGAAGACUCAUUGGUCAUUGACAGCAAAAGAAACAAUUCACAUUUAUCUCCUGGAAUACUUAAGGACAUUUUCACAACUGGAACCAGUAGUUACAAUGUGUUACUACAGAGCAAAGAGGAGAAAAAGCACCAUUCACAAAAACAGUCUUCCUCCAACUACUCCAAAAGAUGUAGAAAACCCAGCAAAUCUAGCUCUUGCUGUAGUAAAGAUCCGUGCGGGACAAAGGACCCACUGCCUCUGCUGAGCAGUGGCACCUGGUACUGCCUGGAAAGGCGGCCCGCUGUUUUUGUCACUAGUUCAGUGUCAAGUCUUGUGAAGUUCACGCAUGAUAUCUCUGUUGCAGGGAACAGCAUAGUCCUCCCACCUAAGCCCAAGGCCAAGGCCAGGCAGCUCCAUUUCUCCACUCUCCUGAAGCCCAAGCCACAGCCUCAGCUAGCUAGAAGUUUUGAAAAAGAAGAUUUUCCUGGGAAGAGAUUUUGUAUACUUACUGCGAUAAAGCCUUCCAACUUGGAGAAGGAAAAACUGAGGUUCUUCAAGUCUGACUACGCCUACAACCCUCAGUUUGAGUAUGCUAACCCUUCCCUGCCCAGUGUGUUAGCCAAGCACAGCCAAGCUUCUGACCGGUUUCUUAAGCAGUCCAUCAAUAUUAUGGAACUGACUUUACAGAAAUAUGGAAGUUAUGAAAAAUUUGAGCAGGCUACUGGUGGUAGCCUGUUAUCUAAAACCCGAAUCUGGAGCCAUGUUCGAAAGUACAUGGUGAAAGAAGGCUGCAUGGGCGAGAUUGUAGUUCAUCUUACUGAGGACCUGCUCUCCCGAGCUUCCAUGACAGUGGUGAAUGGGUGUCCAACGCUGUCCAUCAAUGUAUCUACUGCACGUGAGCACUGGCUGGAAGGAAUGCUGAGACAUGAGAUAGGCACACAUUAUUUCCGAGGUAUUAACAACCUCCAGCAGCCGUGGAACAGUUGGACUGGCCGCAGGAAACAUGAGCUGAAGCCCAACAACCCCACUGAGGAGGGCCUGGCUAGCAUCCACAGCGUCCUAUUCAGGAAGGACCCCGUGCUGUGGCGGGCCGCGCUCCUCUACUACACCGUCUACCAGGCCAGCCACAUGUCCUUCUGCGAGCUCUUCCGAGACAUCGGCAAGUUUGUCAAGGACCCCAACACCAGGUGGGACUAUUGCGUGCGUGCCAAGAGGGGAUUGACUGAUACUUCCCAGCCAGGCUGUUUCAGUAAAGACCAAGUGUACCUGGAUGGUACGCUGCAAAUUCUGCGCUACAGAGACAGCAUCGACUUCCACCUGCUCACUGCUCUAGGCAAGGUCUCUUAUGAAGAUGUGGAUCGCUUGAAAGGGUUGGCAGUUACUGAGAACAUGAGGGUCCCUCACUUCCUGCAGGACCAUGGCCGGUACAUGGAGCAUUUGGAGAAGAUCAUGGAAGUGAAUGAACUGACUGACAGAGAGCUGAAAAGUCUUAUCUGUUAAUUAGCAUUCUUGCAAACACAGUGGAACUAUACCUCUAUGUACAUUAGCAGUUUGGUGCAGUUAGCACUAGCAGAGUUAUCAAUGAAUAUUUAUGUAAGUUUUCUGGGAAAUGGUCUGCAGUAUUCCACUGAAUUUCCAGGUUACAUACAAACCACACAUGGUUUCUCAAGACUGCAGGGCCAAGUCAGUCCUCUUUUUCAUCUUCUUCUCAGCAGAGGGAGAUGGAAAGAACACCGAGAGUGCUUUUGAAGAUGCUUGGUCAAACAGCAAUAAGCUUCUGCCCCUGCAGCUCAUGUGUGAGCACCGAGAACGGUUCCGUUAGAGUCCCACGGUGUCAAACCCCAGAGUUCUAUUUUCAUUUGAUAAAUGAUACUUACCCACACUUGAAAAAUUACUUUGGUUCCAUCCUCAAAGCUAGACAUAAUGAAGAUUUCUUAUUUUUCUUAUGCUAAGGAGAGUGAGAACACCUCUGAAAGGUUACUAUUACUUAUUUGUUUUAUAUAUUAUUGCUUCACCGUAGCAGUUCCCAAGAGAAUUGAGAAUUAGAGAAUUGCCUCCUUUUGUCCACUUAGCUUUUUACUAAAAUUUUUAUUUGCUGAGACAUGUGCAACUUCAAUGUUUUAACCAAGUUUUAGGGUCUUUUCCACUUCAUUCAUUCAUAUAAAUGGUAAUACGAGUUCUUGUGAGGCUUAAUCACAUAAAACAGUUGGGAAAGAGAGAAGCCUCUUGCCUUUAUAUUAAAUGGGACAAAGAGCAGUAGGCAAACAAUUGAUCUAGUUCAUUUAGGUGCCAGAAGCUGGCUGCACAGAGCUAUUGAUUGGGUAGAACUUGACCAUAAUCUAAAAAGUUCAAUUUCUGGGUUUUUCCAUUUGAUCAGUUGGUCUAACAAUAUUGGCUCAAUGCAUUUUAUAAAAAUCUUUGACUUUAUCAUGCCAAUAAUAAUCUAGGUUGAAUUUUAAACCCAAAGUUCUCUCUCACUACAUUUUUUCUUGCUAAUUCAUCUAGCUUUGUAGGAUAUAAAUUUGAACAUAUAUUUAUACAUAUAUUUGAGAUCAAAGGUUCUUAAACUUAUUUUAAUGAUCAGAAAGAAUAUUUAUGUAAAUAGCCAUUCAAAAUUGCUACCAUAACUUCUACCUAAAGCUAUUUGAGAAUCAUUUUUACUCAGGUUAUCCUGAAAUGUGGUGCUAGCACUGAUAGAUGUGUACCACAGGCCUGCAUCCCAUUCGCGUUAGAGCAUGGUUUCAGGAAGUCCUUAGCAGACGAGGUUCUCUGACUUUUCUCUCACCUGAGGAAAGAGGCUUUCCUCAAGGAUAUUGCAGUAGCCAGGAUGGCCUGAGGCUGGCAGCCGAGUGGGUACCACUCCAGCUGGUGGUGGCCGGGGCCCUGGGCACUCACAGAUCCCCGCCGUGAGAGCUGUGCGGGGGUGGGCACCAAAGCGCGCCACAGACACAGAAAACCUCCCGACUCCCAAAUGAGAUUUCCUGGUACUCACAUCACGUAGUUCCUGUUUUGUGUUUUCUGGCUUAAUCUUUAAAUUUAACAAAGGUGAAACAUUAAAAUAGAAACAGAAGGGACAAUGUUUGUAUUCUGUGGUUUAAACCCACAUGUUUGUAAAUUCAUCAUUUACAGUCAGUAGUACUACUAGUCACCAGUUUUGUUUUAAAUAUUGAGGAAAAUCACAGUAGCCUUAAUUUCAUAUUGGUAGAAUUGUUUUAAAUGGUUCUAUUACCUUGGGUUGUAAACUGGAUAAAUAUUUUCUCUUUAUAUGAUUUGGAAAAGGAAACUCUUUCUUACCUUACAGCUUUGGUGUAAAAGACAUGAGAACUAUCCCAACCAAAAAAAAUGACCUUAAAUCAUAUUGAUUGUCUUAAGACAUUUUAAAAGUUAGCAAUGAACAAAAUCUUAGAUUAGCAGAAAUACUUAAAAGAGCUCUAAGCUUUAAAAAUUGGAGUUGAAUAAUUCAUGUCUCUCAUCUUACCUACAGAUAGCAUUAAGAUCAAUUUUGUUCCUUAUAAUUACAUUUUUAUUAUUAAUGGAAAAUUAUUAGCAAUAUUUGGGCAAAUAGUUGGAGAUCAUAUUUUCAUUAUAAUAGUUGCCAGCUUAGGCUGUUGAUUGGAAUUCUUUCAAUUUUGUGCACUGAAAUUCUAAUUUAGGAAUCUUAUGUCAAAUACAAAUUCUGAUAAAUAUGUUUUCAGACCAUAUCGGAUUCAAAAUUUAUUUGCAAACAUAAAUCUAUAGUUCUUGUUUCCUUGUAUUUUCAUCUUUACAAAAGUAUUUGAAAUUUGUAUUGUUUGUUUUGUAUAUCUUUGGGGAUUUUGUGUCAGCUAGAAAUAAAUAACAUUGAAGUUUUAAAUACUUGAAGUA
Molecule: messenger RNA, 4134 nt
Organism: Sorex araneus (European shrew)
Lineage: Eukaryota; Metazoa; Chordata; Mammalia; Eulipotyphla; Soricidae
Gene: MATCAP2
Product: microtubule associated tyrosine carboxypeptidase 2
Exons: 7
Coding region: 214-1770 (518 amino acids)
Source: RefSeq, a predicted model, not a curated record